UGUUGCUGGGAGCCGGGCCGGGGACCCGCGCGGCGGCCGGGAGCGCGCUCCGGGGCGAAGGGACCGAGCGCGGCCGCUGAGACGCCCUCUCGGGACCCCAGCGGCCUCGCGCGCGGCCCUCGCCGACCCGCGGAGCCGGAACCUCGCGGCAGCUCUCCUUUCCGGGUUGGCGACCGGCCAGGGCCGGGCCGGCGAGCGGGCUGGGGGCCGGUGACCCGGAGCAGCCCCGGGCCGGAGCCGCUGCGGCGGGGGCGGCGCGGAGCCGGCUCGGCCACCUGUGCGCGCCGCGGGCCACCUGUGCGCGCCUCCUCCUCCGUCUCGGCGUGGCUGGCGACACCGAUGGUGGCGUCCCCUGGCGCCAUGAAGCCCAACUUUUCUCUGCGACUGAGAGUCUUCAACCUCAACUGCUGGGACAUUCCCUACUUGAGCAAGCACCGGGCCGACCGCAUUAAGCGUCUGGGAGACUUUCUGAACAUGGAGAGCUUCGACCUGGCCCUUUUGGAGGAGGUGUGGAGUGAGCAGGACUUCCAGGGCCUGAGGCAGAAGCUGGCUGUGCCCUACCCAGCUGCACACUACUUCAGGAGCGGAAUCAUUGGCAGUGGGCUGUGUGUCUUCUCCAAGCACCCAAUCCAGGAAAUCAGCCAGCACGUCUACACCCUCAAUGGAUACCCCUACAUGAUCCAUCACAGUGACUGGUUCUGUGGGAAGGCUGUCGGGCUGCUGGUGCUCCAUCUCAGUGGACUGGUGCUGAAUGUCUAUGUGACCCAUCUGCAUGCCGAAUACAGUCGACAGAAGGACGUCUACCUAACACAUCGUGUGGCCCAAGCUUGGGAACUGGCCCAGUUCAUCCACCACACAUCAAAGAAGGCAGAUGUGGUUCUGUUGUGUGGUGACCUCAACAUGCACCCGAAAGACCUGGGCUGCCGCCUGCUGAAGGAGUACACGGGCCUGCUCGAUGCCUAUCUCAAGGCCCAAGACUUCCAGGGUCCUGAAGACGGCUACACCAUGGUAAAGCAGAACUGCUAUGUCAGGCAGCAAGACCUGAGCCCAUUUCCCUUUGGCAUCCGGAUUGAUUAUGUGCUUUACAAGGCGGUUCCUGGGCUCUACAUCUCCUGUAAGACUCUCAAGACCACUACUGGCCAUCACCCCCACCAUGGCACCCCGCUAUCGGAUCAUGAGGCCCUCAUGGCAACUCUGUGUGUGAGACAUGGCCCCCCUCAGCAGAGCCCCAGCCCUCCUCACGGCCCAGUGGAGAAGUCGUUGCUGACCAGAGUGCUGAGAGAAGCCCGGAUGGAGCUGGGCCUGGGUAUCGCCCGAGCUCGCUGGUGGACCACCUUUGCUGGCUAUGCGACUGGCCUGGGGCUGCUUGCCCUGGUGUUACUGUGUGUGCUAGCUGUAGGGGAAGGGCCCAGUGAAGUAGCCAUGCUGCUCUGGAGCCCCAGUGUAGGACUGGCGCUAGGGGCAGGUGCAGUCUUCCUCUUCCACAUGCACGAAACCAAAGGCUUAUGUAGCAUCCAGGCUGAGCUCCAGCAUGCCCUGGAAAAGGCCAAGGAGACCCAGGACCUGGGCCCAGAGCCCCAGUUAGCCCCACUCCCGGGACAGCAGGAGGGGGACAGAGACGAGGAACAAUAAAACUUGACACUUCA
This is a messenger RNA of Cavia porcellus (domestic guinea pig), 1646 nucleotides long. RefSeq names its product sphingomyelin phosphodiesterase 2 (gene Smpd2). The record is from RefSeq and is a predicted model, not a curated record. Lineage: Eukaryota; Metazoa; Chordata; Mammalia; Rodentia; Caviidae. The transcript is spliced from 10 exons. Gene Ontology annotation, molecular function: sphingomyelin phosphodiesterase activity. The coding region runs from base 340 to 1632 and encodes 430 amino acids.